Anisakis simplex (herring worm) is the source of this 1236-nucleotide messenger RNA. The record is from the annotation of a GenBank genome assembly. Lineage: Eukaryota; Metazoa; Nematoda; Chromadorea; Rhabditida; Anisakidae.
GAAGAGAUUACGUAUCUGAUGAUGUGCACAGACGUGAACAACGAUGGCAAAGUAGAUUAUAUGGAAUUUACAGAACGAUUCCAUAAUCCGGCCAGAGAUAUUGGUUUCAAUCUUGCUGUGCUGUUAAUCAAUCUCAAAGAACAUAUCACCAAUGAUCCUCGUCUGGAGAAAAUCAUCGAAAAAGCGAGCACACUGCUUGACUAUUUUGAUCCAUAUUUGGGACGAAUCGAGAUAAUGGGCUCGAUUAAUGUUUUGAAUUUUGAAAUAAUCCCUUCCGAACAAUUCAGAGAUUCAAAGAAUUCCUUCUUGUUCAACGUGCUACAAGAUGAUGGCGGUGAUCAGGGCAAGCUGGAGGCUUUCAUAAAUUUCUGUGAGGAUACAAUCUUUGAGAUGCAACACGCAGCUGAGAUAAGUUCUGGGGAUGCGGCUGAUUCGAAAGUUGAGCGAGCGAUGAAACAAAGAGAUUACUUCUUACAGCAAACUUCACCAAGCGAACAACUCUCACGCACCAUCAAAACUGGUUACAACUAUGGUGUGUCGGCAGCAAGUGCAUUGAAACCAUCAAACGUGAGUAAAUCUCUGCAAAGUGCUGCCGCAAAAAUCAGAGCAAUGACAUGGGCGCAGUUGAUGUUCGAAGCGGCAAAACUGAUCAUUCGUGGUGGCCAUAAGCUGGGAAUAGCAUUGUAUUUGAUCGCUUGCACUAUCUACAGUUUUGGCUACUUCUUGAUGAUCAGUGGAAGAGACGAAGAAGAAAGCGAACAGGCUGCACUACCGAUGCCUGAAAGUGCAACAUCACGUUUCCAAGCGCAACACUCGACCGAAAUUCCUUCAUAUCGGAAUCGUUCUCGCGAAUACGAUAUAUUCGGUGUGCAUGUGCAUCAUGACGUGGACCAGCAACCACCAUCGCCGAUGUCGCAAACCCACACUUCUGAAAAUGAGCUGGCUCCUCCAUCCCCAACGCCUCCUCCUGAAGGUGGAUUGCAAACUGCCACUCCAGUACCACAACAACAAGCUAGUGAUAUUCAAAGUGUUGGAUCAGCUGCAUUUGCAAACGUUGCAAUGUCUCAGGCUGGCUCAGAUUUUGACUCGUCAGCCGAUUUUUAUGAGCCAAAAAUCGCCGAACAAGAACAUGUUAGCACGCAAUUUCAAAACCAUCGAAAAGCUAACACUCUAUCUGGCAUUCUUCAUCAACGUUAUUCUGCUCUUCCAUCGAGUCGACAUCUCAGCGCGAACUGA